AGCAGAGCCACCCGAAGCGCCAACACAUGAAGACAAAGUCCAGCUGUCAUAAAAAAGAGACACCAGCGAGAAAAAUAUAGAAAACAACACGGGCCAAGUUCGAAGAUUGUGUGCAAGCAAACUAGCCGUUAAAUUGAGUUCCGUUCGAGUGGCAAACAAACCUGAGUAGACCUGCCGCCAUGAGCUUCACCCGCCAACUUUCCGAGAUGAGUGCCAGCGAGUUAAACGAUGCCAUCGAUGACACCAACUUCCCGCAGGCACACAUCCUGUCGCGUGGUCGCAACAACAGCGUCUGCUCAACAAGUAGCACCUCGGGCACCUCCUCGCUGGCGGACAGGCCGCAACCUCAGCCGGAGGAGGCAAUUGCUAUUAUGGGUACGCCAACUGAGGAAUUGGCUCCUGCUCCUGUGACCGGAAACCAGAGACCCCGCCUCAUCCUGAAGACCAAUGGCAGCAGUCCGGAUAGCGAUGGUACACAACCGAAAACACCAAUGACACCGCGUACAUCGACAACGCCAGGUAGUGGCCAUGAGAAGUGCACGUUCCACCACGACCUGGAGCUGGACCACAAGCCACCGACGCGAGAGGCACUACUGCCAGACAUGGCCCGUUCCUACCGCCUCCUGUUGGGCGGACUGGGCGAGAAUCCGGAUCGCCAAGGAUUGAUCAAGACCCCGGAGCGAGCGGCCAAGGCCAUGCUGUACUUCACCAAGGGCUACGACCAGAGUCUCGAGGAUGUCUUGAAUGGCGCCGUGUUCGAUGAGGAUCAUGACGAAAUGGUGGUGGUGAAGGACAUCGAAAUGUUUUCCAUGUGCGAGCACCAUCUGGUGCCGUUCUACGGCAAAGUGUCCAUCGGGUACUUGCCGUGCAACAAGAUUCUCGGCCUCAGCAAACUGGCACGCAUUGUGGAAAUCUUUUCGCGCCGUCUGCAAGUCCAGGAGCGCUUGACUAAGCAGAUUGCCGUGGCCGUAACUCAAGCCGUUCAACCUGCUGGUGUUGCUGUUGUGGUAGAGGGAGUGCACAUGUGUAUGGUGAUGCGUGGCGUGCAGAAAAUCAACAGCAAAACUGUUACCUCUACCAUGCUGGGCGUAUUCCGAGACGAUCCCAAGACCCGUGAGGAAUUCCUGAACUUAGUCAAUAGCAAAUAGAGUGGACACUGAGGACGACUUUAAAUCCGAGACCAACUAAACCCUUUAAAUAUUUUUGGAGGCGCUUAUAUACAAACAAACAAAAAUGAAACGAAACACAGGGUCCAUUAGUUUAUGUUUUUAGGAUUGAUUUCAUUUAGUUAGUGCAAUGAUUGCAGCCAUUACCCUUGUUGAUUUGUGUAAAAAUUGUUAAAAAUUCUGUUAGCUAAAUACGUUUUUUAGAUAAAAGAGAGAUUGAAAGAGAGGAGAGAUUCGAUAAGGUCGAGAUUUAAUUUCCGGUGUUGGGUAGUUCUAUGUUCAAUUUUAUAUGCAGUUUUAUGGCACUCGGACGAUAAUUUUUUAAACUUAUCUAUAUACAUACGAGUAAUGCAUUGUGCAAUAAGGGAACAACUGAUAAUAAAUCAAGGCAAAUUGUUUAGGGAAUUUACAAUUUAAACACAGUUCAUAAAAAUUAAUCAAAUCUGUAUGUAUGUUAAUCUAUAUAUCAAGUUAUAUUCAAAAUGUUCCAAAAGAGGGACCAAAGCUUAUUGGACGAUUUUAAAUGUUGAAAUUGAAUGCUCAUUAUAUACAAGAUGUUGCUUGUAGUAAAUCGAAGCUGCUUAUUAAUUAUACAAUAAAUUAUGUAUUUAAAUACCGUU
This is a messenger RNA of Drosophila eugracilis, 1786 nucleotides long. It is a transcript of the gene Pu, whose product is annotated as GTP cyclohydrolase 1. The record is from RefSeq and is a predicted model, not a curated record. Gene Ontology annotation, biological process: tetrahydrofolate biosynthetic process; tetrahydrobiopterin biosynthetic process. Bases 180 to 1148 code for a protein of 322 amino acids. Gene Ontology annotation, molecular function: GTP cyclohydrolase I activity; GTP binding; zinc ion binding. Gene Ontology annotation, cellular component: cytoplasm. The transcript has 5 exons. NCBI's taxonomy places the organism in Eukaryota, Metazoa, Arthropoda, Insecta, Diptera, Drosophilidae.